Messenger RNA from Aspergillus glaucus CBS 516.65, 929 nucleotides. Its product is annotated as H(+)-transporting V0 sector ATPase subunit c''. Gene Ontology annotation, biological process: proton transmembrane transport. Gene Ontology annotation, cellular component: proton-transporting V-type ATPase, V0 domain. Gene Ontology annotation, molecular function: proton-transporting ATPase activity, rotational mechanism. Bases 119 to 721 code for a protein of 200 amino acids. The transcript has 5 exons. NCBI's taxonomy places the organism in Eukaryota, Fungi, Ascomycota, Eurotiomycetes, Eurotiales, Aspergillaceae. The record is from RefSeq and is a predicted model, not a curated record.
GAGCCGAGAGGACUAUACAGCUUCAUUCUUCACGACUUCUUAACGGACUCUGCUUUUUCUUUGCGGUGCCGCUGCGCGGAUUGAUUUAUUCCAUUGAAUUACCGGACCGGUCGUCACCAUGGUUCUCGCCUAUCCAGCAGGUGCAGCAACCGUGUCACUCCUCGUGAUAGGCGGCUAUAUGCUGUUUACCGGGGAUGGCGAAUCAUUUAACAUUGGCCAAUUCCUCGAAGAUGUGUCUCCAUACGCUUGGGCAAACAUUGGUAUUGGGAUGUGUAUAGGUUUAUCGGUGGUUGGCGCGGCAUGGGGUAUCUUCCUAACCGGCUCAUCGAUCGUUGGCGGAGGUGUCAAGGCGCCCAGAAUCCGGACAAAGAACCUGAUCUCAAUUAUUUUCUGCGAAGUCGUGGCUAUUUAUGGUGUGAUCAUGGCGAUUGUCUUCUCGUCGAAACUCAACCUCGUCACCGACGAGGAGAUCUUCUCUGGCACCAACUACUACACUGGAUAUGCGCUGUUCUGGGGAGGAAUCACUGUCGGCAUGUGCAAUCUGAUUUGCGGUAUCUCCGUUGGUAUCAAUGGAAGUGGUGCGGCUUUGGCCGAUGCCGCUGAUGCAAGCUUGUUCGUCAAGAUCCUUGUUAUCGAGAUUUUCAGUUCCGUUCUCGGCCUCUUCGGGUUGAUUGUUGGACUGUUGAUGGCAGGGAAGGCGGCAGAUUUCGGUGCUCAAUGAGCGGUUCAAUCUUUACAAGAGACCGCACUGCAUUGAGCAAAACAGCACACAUUCUGUAUGAAUUUCGUUUUGUUUCUUUUUCUCUUGCUUUAUAUACAUCACGAGGCGUAUGGGUUGUAGAGCUUUGGGUACCUGCGAUUUGCAUGAGAUCUGAGUGGUGUACAGUAACGAACACUGGGAAUAUGGGUAAUGCUACUUGGAUCAGGUU